AUUUAUUUAUUUAAUUCUUUUUAUCUACAAAAAAUUAUAAAUGUCAAGCUUGAAUCCAGAUCGUAAAAGAAGAAGAAAUAGUGACAUUCGUCAAGGUGAAUCAGCAGAAGUUGGCAAUUCCUCUUACCCUGAUCCCUCUUCUAUUCUUCCUUCUUCACCUGCUGCCUUUUUCUCUGAGGCAAAUUAUAGAGAGGAGGCAGAAGAGGAAGAAGUUAUUGAUACAGCAUUUGGCGAUGAUAAUCUAGACAAUUCAGAUGAUGAUGACAUUGAUAUUUUUCAAGAUGCUGAAAGAGAUUAUGUUGAUAACGAAAGAUUGGAUAAUUAUGAACAAGAAGGCAUUGAUGAUGCACAAUAUGAGCCUUUAGAUAUAGCUGAACGUAAUGCGAUUGAUAGAAAUUUAAACAGACGUGAUGUAGAGAUUAGAAGAAGAGAAGGUCGAGUAGCAGGCGCCUUUAUUUAUGGUUUAGAUGAUGAAUCAAAUGAUAUUCAACCACCAGUUAUUAGACGUCGACAUAUUUAUGAAGCUCAGGAUGUUGAUCAAGAUGAAGAUGGUGUUCCUGAAAUGUCCUUAAAUGACCUUCGUAAUGUUAAAGAUUCAUCAAUUGCAGUUUGGAUUACGAGAGAGGCAGUACGACGAGGUAUUAAACGUGAAUUUAAAGACUUUUUGCAGACUUAUGUGGAUGAACAUGGUACAUCUGUUUAUGGUGAACGUAUCAGAGAUAUGGGUGAACGUAAUAAAGAAUCAUUUGAAGUCAAUUAUGAAAAUUUAGCAGAAAAGAAAGUUAUUUUGGCAUACUUUUUAUCCAAUUCACCUCUUGAAAUGUUGAAAAUUCUUGAUGAAGUUGCUUUAGAGGUUACAUUAAUGCAAUUUCCUGCCUAUGAACGUAUUCAUCGUGAAAUUCAUGUUCGUAUCACUGAUUUGCCCGUUAAGAACACAUUGCGUGAAUUAAGACAGUCUCAAUUAAACUGUUUAGUUCGUGUGUCAGGUGUCGUCACUCGUCGUACCGGUGUCUUUCCUCAAUUAAAGUGGGUCAAAUACAAUUGUGGUAAAUGUUCAGCCCUUUUAGGUCCAUUCUAUCAAGAUAUUCAUAACGAAAUUAAAAUCAAUACAUGUCCAAGUUGUCAGAGCAAAGGACCCUUCCAUGUAAAUAUGGAACAGACUGUGUAUCGUAAUUACCAAAAAUUAACUAUUCAAGAAUCUCCAGGCACAGUCCCUCCUGGACGUUUACCUCGACAUAGAGAAGUGAUUUGUCUUUGGGACUUGAUCGAUCAGGCCAAACCUGGUGAAGAGAUUGAAGUUAUUGGUAUCUAUCGUAAUAAUUUUGAUGCCUCACUUAGUACCAAAAAUGGUUUCCCUGUAUUCGCAACAAUUAUUGAAGCAAAUCACAUCAACAAAAAGGAAAAUAUGUUUGCUGCUUAUAAACUAACGGAAGAUGAUACUAAACAAAUUUUAGAAAUGGGUAAAGAUAAGAGUAUUGGUAAGAAGAUCAUCAAGAGUAUUGCACCUUCCAUUUAUGGUCACGAAGACAUCAAGCGUGCUAUCGCCUUAGCCAUGUUUGGUGGUGUUCCAAAGAAUAUUCAAGGCAAGCAUAUUAUUCGUGGUGAUAUUAAUAUUUUAAUGUUGGGUGAUCCUGGUACUGCAAAGUCUCAAUUCCUCAAAUAUGUUGAGAAAACAGCUCAUCGUGCUGUAUUUACCACAGGUCAAGGUGCAAGUGCUGUUGGUUUAACAGCUUCAGUACAUAAAGAUCCUAUUACACGUGAAUGGACAUUAGAAGGUGGUGCCCUUGUACUUGCUGAUCGUGGUGUCUGUUUGAUUGAUGAGUUUGAUAAAAUGAAUGACGCUGAUCGUACAUCUAUUCACGAAGCUAUGGAACAACAAUCUAUUUCUAUUUCUAAAGCUGGUAUCGUUACCACAUUACAAGCUAGAUGCUCUGUGAUUGCUGCUGCUAACCCUAUACGUGGUCGUUAUAACUCUUCUGUUCCUUUCGCUCAAAACGUUGAAUUAACUGAACCUAUCUUAUCACGUUUUGAUGUACUUUGUGUUGUAAAAGAUUUAGUGGAUCCUGAACAAGAUCAUAUCCUUGCCACUAAUGUUAUAGGCAGUCAUGUUCUUAGCCAUCCUCUUCAUAAUGGAACAGAUGACAAUUUCGCUCAACCAAAAGCUAGAGAUCCAGAUAUUAUUGAUCAAGAUCUUUUAAAGAAAUAUAUCAUGUAUGCACGUGAAAAAAUUCAACCUAAAUUACAACAAGUUGAUGAAGAUAAAUUAUCACGACUUUAUUCUGAAUUAAGACGUGAGUCUCUUGCAAAUGGUAGUAUCCCCAUUACUGUUCGUCACUUGGAAUCCAUGAUUCGUCUUGCUGAAGCAAAUGCUAAGAUGCACCUAAGAGAAUAUGUCCGUUCUGAUGAUGUAGAUAUGGCUAUUCGUGUUGCAUUAGAUAGUUUCAUUAGUGCACAGAAAUACAGUAUGAUGAAAAUUCUUCGUAGACGUUUCAUGAAGUUUAUCAGAAACUCUCGAGAUGAUUAUGAAUUAUUAUUUGCUACAUUAGACGAUAUUUGUACUGAAAAGCGUAAAUUAUAUCAACUUCGCUAUAGAAGACUUCCAAAUGAAGUUACUAUUACUCUUUCAGAAUUUGAAAAUAGAGCAAGAACAUUGAAUGUUCAAGACGUGAAAUCUUUCUUCAAUUCAGAACAAUUUAAAAAGAAUAGAUACAAGUUGAAUUCUAGUCAAGGUGUUAUUAUUAAGGAAUAUAAUUAAUUUCAUUCAUAUCUGUUUAUCUCCCUUUCAAGUACAUUAUUAAUUUCUCUUAUAAAUAU
Molecule: messenger RNA, 2814 nt
Organism: Cokeromyces recurvatus
Lineage: Eukaryota; Fungi; Mucoromycota; Mucoromycetes; Mucorales; Mucoraceae
Product: MCM2/3/5 family-domain-containing protein
Exons: 5
Coding region: 41-2755 (904 amino acids)
Biological process (GO): double-strand break repair via break-induced replication; DNA replication; mitotic DNA replication initiation
Cellular component (GO): nucleus; MCM complex
Molecular function (GO): single-stranded DNA helicase activity; 3'-5' DNA helicase activity; single-stranded DNA binding
Source: RefSeq, a predicted model, not a curated record